AUGCCGUCACACCUUCCAAGAUACUUCAGCGGUUCCAAGAUAGCGUCAAAUCGCAUUUGCAGCACUCACUAUCGUCCUCACCUUGUCGCCGAGCCUGCCUUUACUGGGAGUGAUCCGUCCUUCCGCGACUCCAGAGACAUCUUGAGACAAAUCAGCUCUGGAGCUGUCUGGAAUGUUGGAGGAAACUCUGCCGCCUUGGGUCGAGCAUCUACGAUAGUCGCUCGUGGCUCGGGCUCUCCUUUCGCCAGUGGCACUACUGCUCCCAUGUUUACUGCUAAAUUCUUACCCCAGAGUGCGGCGAACGAGGAACGCGAGAAACACAAAUCCAGGGUGGCACUUGCUUUGGACUUUGAUCCAGCAACGAGACUUAUACAAAGCAGUAGGCCCUGGUCACCGCUCCGCGGGUUGCCGAAUCCAGCUUCUUCGAACUACGAGAGAUUCUCUCCCUUUGUGUGGAAGGAUAACGCCUGGAAACGGAAUGGGAGAGACCUGUGGAUGCCUGUAUCCAAGCCGAGUAAGCGAGUCGUCCCCAAUCGUCCAUUUCGCAUUCUAGAUGCGCCCCUCCUCCGCGAUGACUUUUAUUGCUCAGCAUUGGCGUAUUCAUCCACAUCCGGUAUUCUUGCUGUCGGUUUGGGUCACCGCGUGUAUUUGUGGUCCGAAGAUCUUGGGGUACAGCAUCCUCCCCUUAGCGAUCAGCAUCCCUCCAACUACGUGACAUGUUUAGCAUUCUCCUCUGACAAUGGCGGCAAAAGUAUACUGGCUGUUGCAAGACAGUCGGGGAUGUUAUGUUUGUGGAGUGUCUUCGACGCUGAGGUCCGAUUUGAGAUUAGCCAUCCUGAGAGCAUUACAUGUGUGGCAUUCAAGCAAACCAAGUCCCGCAGAACAUCAGAACGAUUCCGCAAUAUGGAAGUUGAUGUCGAGGAUCUGGCUGUAGGAGAUGAUCUAGGGAACAUAUGGUACUACUCAGUGGAGUGGCCUGAUGAUGAGAUAUGGGACCGAUAUGACUGGAACGGAGCCAUGACCUUGCUCGCCAAGAUAGCUGCUCACACACAGCAGAUCUGUGGAAUCAGUUGGUCACCGGAUGGCUCUUUUCUUGCAACAGGGGGUAAUGACAACUUUUGUCUGCUAUUUGAGCUCCAGACUAUCCUUCCUCCGCGUGAACUCAAUCUUUCGCUUCAAACUGAUUCGUCAUAUCGUUCGCUCUCUAAUCUUACGACAGAGGCCGGCAGGCUCCACCACCGAAGACGCAGUCUCAUCAGCAACCUGCUUCCACCCUGGGCCUUGUCAUAUGUUAGACCUUUUACCACAUCCCUGCUGAACCAUACGGGGUCGUUGAUCUCCGGUGGUGAAAAAACAAUCAUGGUUCCAGCCAACCGUCAAAAACAUCGACUAAUCCAUGGGGCGGCGGUGAAAGCGAUUGCAUUUGCUCCUUGGCAACCAUCCCUCUUGGCCACCGGGGGAGGAUCCAACGACCGAACUAUCCACUUCUACCACGCCCCGACGGGUGCAUGUCUGGCCACAAUUCAUGUAUAUGCACAAGUGACGGGCUUGAUUUGGAGCAAGACCAGGCGGGAGAUCGUGGCUACGUUCGGGUUCGCCCAGCCAGAGCACCCCUACCGAAUUGCGGUAUUCGCUUGGCCGACUUGUGAGCAAAUCGCUGCAAUUCCUUGGGGGCCGCACGGAAGCAGCUGGGAAAGCGCAGAUAAUGACCUCGUGGUCGAUUGCGGGCGGGCACUCUGCGCUGUCAUUUACCCUGGAAGACCCCAUAUUUUUGAGCAUGAAGCUUCGGACGAGGCUAGAGACGAGGGCGUGUCGAGCACAGCAAAUCAAGACCGGUUAGCCGGGCAAAGCCGAUAUCAGCCGAGUCAACGUCGUAUGAGUCGCGCCUUUGUACGGCCGCGCGCUAAGGAGGGAGGCCUAUGGUGUUCGCGCACGAUGCACGAAGGCUGCAUCAUCGUAGCUUCCAGCGAUCAAAGCGUCAAAUUUCAUGAGGUGUGGAGCGGAUCUAAGCGAAGCACAGCUGCAGUGGCGGGCUCUUUUGGGGGCAGGGGCAUCCUUGAGGGUUUGGAAGGUCUAGAGAAACCGGGGGAUGAAAUCAUUCGUUGA
This is a messenger RNA of Aspergillus uvarum CBS 121591, 2106 nucleotides long. Its product is annotated as WD40 repeat domain-containing protein. Lineage: Eukaryota; Fungi; Ascomycota; Eurotiomycetes; Eurotiales; Aspergillaceae. Gene Ontology annotation, molecular function: anaphase-promoting complex binding; ubiquitin ligase activator activity; protein binding. The transcript has 3 exons. Gene Ontology annotation, cellular component: anaphase-promoting complex. Gene Ontology annotation, biological process: positive regulation of ubiquitin protein ligase activity; anaphase-promoting complex-dependent catabolic process; positive regulation of anaphase-promoting complex-dependent catabolic process. Bases 1 to 2106 code for a protein of 701 amino acids. The record is from RefSeq and is a predicted model, not a curated record.